Exophiala spinifera is the source of this 1917-nucleotide messenger RNA. RefSeq lists its product as uncharacterized. Bases 1 to 1917 code for a protein of 638 amino acids. Gene Ontology annotation, molecular function: RNA helicase activity; ATP binding; RNA binding. Gene Ontology annotation, cellular component: nucleus. The record is from RefSeq and is a predicted model, not a curated record. The transcript has 10 exons. NCBI's taxonomy places the organism in Eukaryota, Fungi, Ascomycota, Eurotiomycetes, Chaetothyriales, Herpotrichiellaceae.
AUGUCUACCUGGGACACCCCCGAAAAUCCGCCCCCUGCGGCGAACAGUCACAGUGAAAGCCACGCCAAUGGUACUUUCGACACCGGAGCGAUGCAAGCUGCCAUCGUGGAUGCCGAUGCAAGCAAUAGCGCUGCACAAGCCGGCCGUGUCGAUCCUGAAAACUCUCGCCGUGCCCGCGAACUCGGUUGGGUCGAGCCACAGUCCUUCGACUAUGGUGCCCGUGCCCCUACUACUGUUCUUCACGCAGAAGAGCCCGUCGACGAGGAGAAUGGUGAUGAAAUGGUUAGCAGACAUCAGAGCAGCACUUGGGCGCAUGAUGCAGCCAAGUACGAGUGGGACGCCGAAUACGGUGACGUUGGACCGAGAAAUGAGAAGCUUGAGGCAGAAUUGUUUCGUGCCGACUUUCACAAUCGUGCUGGUGAAAAAUUCAAGAACCUCAUCACAGUCAAGGUCAUCGUCGAGUCCAAGACCCGGGUCGAACCCAUCCAAGACUUCAAGAGCGCCGGACUGCAUCCCGUCAUGUUGGAGAACGUUGAACUCUGUGGCUACGAAUUCGCUACCCCCAUCCAAGCAUACGCAAUUCCUGCUGUCAUCACCGGUCAUGACAUGAUUGGUGUUGCCCAAACUGGUUCUGGCAAGACCGCUGCGUUCUUGGUUCCAUGUAUCUCCCAACUCAUGGGAAAGGUCAAGAAGCUUGCUGCGCCUCGUCCCAAUUUGGCUGUGGGCUUCGACCCUGCUCGUGAUCGUGUUCGCGCCGAGCCCCUGAUCCUUGUUGUGGCACCGACUCGUGAGCUUUGCUGCCAGAUCUUCGACGAAGCUCGUCGUCUCUGUUAUCGUUCCAUGAUGCGGCCCUGUGUUGCUUACGGCGGUGCUCCCAUCCGUGACCAGGUUGCUCAAUUGGCUCGAGGUUGUGAUCUUCUGGUUGCGACUCCUGGGAGACUGCUCGAUUACAUGAGUCGACCCGACAUCCUUUCUCUGUCCCGCGUUCGGUAUACCAUCAUCGAUGAAGCUGAUCAGAUGCUUCACUCCGACUGGGAGGAGGAUAUGGCCAAGAUCAUGGGUGGAGGUGACGCCAAUGAGGAUGGUGAUCACCGGUAUCUCUUGUUCUCCGCGACCUUCCCCAAGCGUCUGCAGAGAUUGGCGGCCAAGUUCUUGGACACUGAUCAUAUUCACGUCAGUAUCGGUCGUACUGGUUCAACUCACGCAAACGUCAAGCAGCAGGUCCUAUGGGCGGACCAGGACAAGAAGAUGAGAGCUCUCUAUGACUUACUCAUCUCAAUGCCUCCCUCUCGUACUCUCGUCUUUGUGCGAUUCAAGAAGACUGCAGACUUCGUCGAUGAUUACCUUUUCAACCUGGGAUUGCCGUCAACCUCAAUUCAUUCCGACCGUACUCAGAUUGAACGUGAAGAUGCCAUUCGUUCGUUCAAGGCCGGACAGUCCCCAAUCCUCGUCGCUACUGGUGUUUCUGCUCGUGGUCUCGACAUUCGUAAUGUCAUGCAUGUCAUCAACUUCGAUUUGCCAUCUGCAGAGCAUGAUGGUCAGAACGAGUACAUUCAUCGCAUCGGUCGAACUGCUCGUAUCGGGAACGAGGGUCUUGCUACUUCAUUCUACAACGAGAGAGAUGAGCCGAUGGGUGAAUUUCUCACCAAGAUCCUCAUGGAAACCAACCAAGAAGUGCCCGACUUUCUUCAACACUUCAAACCAGAAGAUGGUGUUCUCAACUUCGACGAAGACGACGAGGAAGAAGACCAAGACACGAUGACCACUGACGGCGGUGCGAGCGGUGGUGCUUGGGGCUCUGGUGGAGAUUCUGGCAAUGCUGGCAAUGUUGGAGGCGCUGACGCGGACAAUACUGCUGCUGAUAGCUGGGGCACUGGCGGUGAUGAUGGUGCUUCUGGCAAUCGUGGUGGUUGGUGA